Podarcis lilfordi (Lilford's wall lizard) is the source of this 2822-nucleotide messenger RNA. NCBI's taxonomy places the organism in Eukaryota, Metazoa, Chordata, Lepidosauria, Squamata, Lacertidae. The record is from the annotation of a GenBank genome assembly.
AUGAGCGCGGAGCAGCCACGCCUCCCCGCGUUCGUCGGAGCGCGAGGGCGGCUGCGCGCGCAAGAAGCGAGAAGCCCGCGCUGUGGGUCCCUUCAGGCCCCGCCCACCGCUCGUUCCUGGCGCGAGCCUCGCCGCUCCGCCUCACUUCGCUCCCCCCCGCCCCCAUUCAUCUUUUCGGUUUCGUUUUCCCUCGCAUCCCUCUCGUUCUCUCCGUUCGUUCUCCUCCGGCCGCUUCCUCUCUCUCCCACCCCUUUGGCAAGAAUGCCGCCGUCUUGCCCGCGUGGCCUCUGAGGCGGGACCGGGGUGGCCGGUGUCUUCCCUCCCUCACGACCCGCCUCGGCCUCGUCACGGCGGCCUUGGACGUCCCAGCUGCCGUGAGCGGGACGUGGCGGUGCGAAGUCGUCGUGUAAGUGGGGGUUUGGGGGGGGGGGUCACGCAAUUCCCAGAGCUGUGAGAACAGGGGGCUCGGCCACGCGGGCCGUUGCCCUGAGCCCCUCAGGUCCCUUCCUUCUAGAGUGUCGCUUGUGUGGCAUCCUUGCCCUUUAGCGCAAAAUGGUAAGCGUCGGAAGGGAACGGCUGAACUUGAAUUUAUUUAGCUGCAAAAUUUAGUGUUCUGUCAAUAACAUUUUAAAUUAGUAAUGAAUAACAUUGUUGAUCUGAUGUUAUUCACCAGUACUUUGGUGAGUAACAAAGUAAUUUUUAAAGUAGUAAAUGAAUGUUAUUCAUUUACUACUUUAAAAUGAAUAACAUUCAUUACUAUGUACUUUAAAAUUACUUUGUUACACACCAAAGUAGUGGCGAAUAACAUCAGAUCAACAAUGAAAUCGCGUUGAUUAAAACAAAUGCGGAAUGCAUCAUAAAUCAGGGGUUGCCAGACUUUUUUUUUAACCUUUGGGCCUGUAGAGAAGCUGUCGUGGGUACCGUGCAUGCAGUGCAACAGCAGACUUGCUCUUCUCCCCCACCUCUUUCUAAAAGCAAUUAGGAUUGGAAAAGUGUUUUCACUUUCCCCUCCAAGUUAGUGGUCCCCUUCCUUGCUGUAACCCCCCCUCCUUCAAUUCUUAUCCAGGGGAGGAGCUAGGGGAAUGGCAGCCAGCAUGUUUCAGAGAAGACCUCUGCGGGUGCCACGUUGUUGUUGUUGUUAAGUUGUUUAGUCAUGUCCGACUCUUCGUGACCCCAUGGACACGGCACUCCUGCCAGGCACUCCUGUCUUCCACUGCCUCCCGCAGUUUGGUCAAACUUAUGCUGGUAGCUUCGAGAACACUGUCCAACCAUCUCGUCCUCUGUUGUCCCCUUCUCCUUGUGCCCUCCAUCUUUCCCAACAUCAGGGUCUUUUCCAGGGAGUCUUUUCUUCUCAUGAGGUGGCCAAAGUAUUGGAGCCUCAGCUUCAGGAUCUGUCCUUCCAGUGAUCUGUCCUUCCAGUGAGCACUCAGGGCUGGAGCAGGAACCGGCAAGCCACUCCAGUAUCCCUGCCAAGAAAACUCCAUGGACAAAGACAACAGGGUGCCACAUUGACAACCUAUAAAUCAAUAGAUCAGGUUAUUACAUCAACAUACCUGAACCACGCAUCAGAAAAAGCCUAAGUGAUACAUAACUGCCUCAAAUGUUUGGACUUUAACUGGGAAUUCAAAGCUUAGUUGUAAAUUCUUAACUGGGAAUUCAUAAUUCAUUUAUGGAACAUAUUUUAAAAUAUUUAAAGAAAGGAUGCGCCUAGUUCCAUUUUCCUAAAUGCUGACUAACACACCCAUCUGAAGAUAAAAGCAGAGCUGAUACACAGGAUGUAGCUUGCAGGCAAGCUUAUACACACACGUUGCCUUAGGCAUGCUCAUUAUUGCACCCUCCAAUAAUGUUUACUGCCUCUGGGAGAAAUUUUGCUACAGCCAGUGUAAAAGUAUCAAACUUAUCCUGAAGGAGAACCUUGACAUGAAACGAGUCAGCAAUUCCAGGUUGUUCUAUUAGUAUUCAAUUGAUUAGAUGCUGUCUAACCUAGUUCUACAGACUACAAUGCAAUAAAAUUGGGGCAUAUGAUAAUCUUAUUGAACAAAUGUAAUACAUUUACAGCAGUGGGGCUGAUCUGGAAGCCGCUUCAUUAUUUUCAAUUGUAAGAAGAAGAAGAGUUUGGAUUUGAUAUCCUGCCUUUCACUCCCCUUCAGGAGUCUCAAAGCGGCUAACAUUCUCCUUUCCCUUCCUCCCCCACAACAAACACUCUGUGAGGUGAGUGGGGGUGAGAGACUCAGAGAAGUGUGACUAGCCCAAGGUCACCCAGCAGCUACAUGUGGAGGAGCGGAGACGUGAACCCGGUUCCCUAGAUUACGAGACUACCGCUCUUAACCACUACACCACACUGGCUCUCAGAAAAGAAAACCUCUAAAUGGUUUACAAAAAUAUAAAACAAAACAUUCAAAUUACAGUACAGUUAAAAGUUACUACAGUACAGUAUUAGUUAAAAACAGGUACUGUAUUUAGAAAUAGUCAGACAAUGAUUAAAACCAGCAGUAACUAAAAAGAAGUAAAAAACGUAAUUUAUACGGGCCUGCAUUGGCUUGCCUAAACAAUGUUUUAAGCAGGUGUCAAAAAGGGUAGUCAAGGCUCCUGCCUGAUAUCAAUACGCAGGAAGUUCCAGAGAGUAGGUGCUGCCACACUAAAUUAUCAUAACAACCCUGUGAGGUAGGUUGGGCUAAGAGAUGGUGACUGUACGCCCAGUGAGCUUCAUGUCUGAGUGGGGAUUUGAACCCUGGUCUCCAGAGCCAAACACUUAACCAUUGUGCCACACCGGCUCUAUUGAAAAAACUAUUGUUAUUUCCCUUUUCAGGUUCAUGCUAUGA